This is a messenger RNA of Drosophila novamexicana, 1408 nucleotides long. Its product is annotated as beta-1,4-glucuronyltransferase 1. Gene Ontology annotation, molecular function: glucuronosyltransferase activity. The transcript has 4 exons. Lineage: Eukaryota; Metazoa; Arthropoda; Insecta; Diptera; Drosophilidae. The record is from RefSeq and is a predicted model, not a curated record.
UUUAUGGUUGUGGUGUUGCUCAGUCUCUAAUAUUUUAAAGUGUUUUAUAAUGUUUCGUCUGCCAUAUGGGAGCUCAACAAAGAUUCUAAUAGUUUUGUUGUUUGUAAACAUUCUUUGGAUAGUUAAGAUUUAUCCACCGUCUAAAUAUGACACCAAUGAGAGCACGCCACAACCACUAAAACAAAGCGUAGAAAAAAUUAAAUCUGCAGUUAAAUUUAAAUGUCCUUAUCAUUCUGAUACAGGAUCUCAACUACCCUUGCCGACUGCCAAAUCAAAUGGCAAUGUGACAAAGUUAACCUUUGCAAAUAUUGACUUUGGUUACGGGCGAUGGGACAACCAACACAAGUACAAGAUAAAGGAUUUUGCUGUUGUCGGUGAACAGUACACAGAAUCUUCGAAAAAUAGUUUGCUGUGCCUUGCAACUCAAAGUUCCGUGGAGCGGCUAUACUCUUUGCCACAGGUUGCAGCAAACUGGCACGGUCCAAUUUCUGUCGCGUUGUUCUCCGCUGGACACGACGAGUAUAUUGUUUUAUGAUAUUUCAUCACGUAUCUGCGCCUCUGCUUUCCGAAUAUUAAAGCAAACGCCACAUUUCAUAUUUUAACUCCACAGGAAUAUGAAAAUAUGCCAGGCGGAAGAGCCGAAUCAUUAAAUUUAAAACAAACAUUUAAUUGUCAAAAUCCUGACAAAACAUUGAGAACUUUAUUGAAAUUGCGAACAGCAAAAACCAUGGAAUGGAGAAAAAAAAACAUAUAUCCUCAGAACCACAUGCGAAAUAUAGCUCGAAAGGGAUGUCAAUCCAAAUAUGUUUUUUUAACUGACAUUGAUAUAAUUCCAAGUAUUAAUAGUGUUGUACUACUAAACAAUUUUUUUAAAUCUGUUACUUGUGAUGGAAAUUGUGCCUAUGUUAUUCCAACUUUUGAAAUUGAUGUGCGGGCGCCUUUUCCACGGACAAAGGAGAACCUUUUAGGGCUGAUCAAAAAGGGACUAGCAAGACCAUUCCAUGAAAAAGUGUUUAUUUACAACCAAUAUGCGACCAAUUUUUCAAAAUGGCUAUCAUCACAUCGAAAUGAGACUGCAGUUAGAAUAAGCCAUACUGUGACAAACUUUGAGUUUUUAUAUGAGCCAUUUUACAUAACCAUCGAUAAUGCUCCCAUUCACGAUGAAAGAUUUACUGGCUAUGGAUUUACUAGAAAUUCACAAGUUUAUGAAAUGUACGUAGCUGGAUUUAAAUUUUAUGUUCUUUCGCCUGUUUUCACUUGCCAUUGGGGCCUACAAAGAAAGCAAGCCCGGCCCGCUUGGAGAGAGCAACAAAAUAACGCUAAUCGAAAAAAAUUUGACAUCUUCAAAAGUGAAAUAUUUGCACGAUAUAAAAAUGAUCCACAUAUUAAAUAAAAAUUAAAAAACUAG